This is a messenger RNA of Caenorhabditis remanei, 231 nucleotides long. RefSeq lists its product as uncharacterized. The record is from RefSeq and is a predicted model, not a curated record. The coding region runs from base 1 to 231 and encodes 76 amino acids. The transcript is spliced from 2 exons. Lineage: Eukaryota; Metazoa; Nematoda; Chromadorea; Rhabditida; Rhabditidae.
AUGCAUCUAUUUUUCGUGUUUUUUGCAUUGAUUCAAAUUGGAUUGAGAGAAUUCGCACCCGCUCCUCCAGUCGGCACCAUUCUCGAGAACGUCGACGACACUCCAUGCGAGAAUAUCAAAUGUUACGGACAGAACGAGUGCAAAAUGGUACAGACCUACUGUAAUGCAACAUCUUUGGAUCUAUGCCCACCUGCACCAUUGUGUACUAUUGUUAUUCUGAAAGAGAAUUGA